Molecule: messenger RNA, 468 nt
Organism: Auxenochlorella protothecoides
Lineage: Eukaryota; Viridiplantae; Chlorophyta; Trebouxiophyceae; Chlorellales; Chlorellaceae
Product: Isopentenyl-diphosphate Delta-isomerase
Exons: 2
Coding region: 1-468 (155 amino acids)
Biological process (GO): isopentenyl diphosphate biosynthetic process
Cellular component (GO): cytoplasm
Molecular function (GO): isopentenyl-diphosphate delta-isomerase activity
Source: RefSeq, a predicted model, not a curated record
AUGGACCCCGAGGGCAACAUCCUGCUGCAGCAGCGUAGUCUGGCCAAGAAGUUGGGGCGGGGCCAGUGGGACCUGUCGGUCGCCGAGCACCUGCAGCCGGGAGAGGAGUAUGCGGAGGCUGCUGUGCGGGGGCUGCAGGAGGAGCUGGGCAUCAGUGUCAGCCGGGCAGACCUCCGGCCCUUGGCUCCCGCGCACCUGCGGGACCUCAAGCUGCCCAACUUCCACGACCGCGAACUCGUGCAGAACUACCUGCUGCCAGGAUGGCGGGGUGACCAGCUGACAGUAGACCCCGUUGAGGUGGAGGGCACUCGCUGGAUCUCCCGGGAGGAUCUGAUCAGGGACACCCAGGCGAACCCAGAGGCCUAUAACCCCUGGCUCAGGUCCGAGGGCAGCUCGCUCAGCUGGCUGCAGGGUGCGUGUGGCCAGCUACCGACCAUGACAGACCAGCGCCAGUGCGUGCCCUACUGA